AUGACAACUCCAGUAACGGUUGUGCAAAACAACUUGGACAAUCCAAUACAAUUGUUGAAAAACAAUCAAAACAAUGAUAAUUUAUUGAAUCAAGUUAAAUUAAGUAAUAUCGUACCAAAUGUUUAUCAACAAACUAAUCUAACAUCUAUUGAGAUAAUCAAUGCUAAUUCUGAAGAUGAUCAAGUGAAUAAUAAAGAUUGUCAAUUAGAAUUAUUAGGUAAUUCAGUGGAUAUAAAUGUACAAAAUAAUGUUACAAACAUCCAAAAUACAAUAGAAGAAGUAAAUGUGGAUACAGAUGAGAAGCAGACUGCAAAGAAAUCAGAAAUAAAUUCGGCCUCGAAAGAUGUUUCUGCAACUUUUAAGAAAAAUACUCCUCCAAAAAAACAUUCUCGAAAGAGUCUUGGAAGAAUAAAAAAGAAUAAAACUUCUAAUGGGGAGCAAUUUCGCUUUAAAUGUGACAUUUGUGGCCAAGAAUUCAAAAAACAAUAUUCAUUACAAAAACAUGUACACGAACAUACUCAAGAUAAACCCCAUAAUUGUCCAAAAUGUCCUGCAUCGUUCAAUAUACCAAUUAAUUUUACCUUGCACAUGGCUACGCAUAAUAUGGGGGAGCCAAAGUGUCCUGAAUGUGGUCGAAAAUUUGCACGUCUAGCCAGCUUAAAGUCCCACAUGUUGAUCCAUGAGGUUGAUGAGAAUCUGUACUGCACUGAGUGCGAUGAUGUCUUUGGAACGAAGAGCCAACUGGACGCCCACUCGAAGCUCCACAACGAGAAAUGGUCCACCGACGACUACAGGAAGUGCAAGCUCUGCCGCAAGCAGUUCACCCAGCCGCUCCUCUAUCGGCAGCACUUGCGCGACCAUUAUAAACUCCAGACCAAGACGACGAAACUGACGAGGCGGGGCAUCCGGCACAGGACCGUUUACAAGUGCAGGCUGUGCCUCAAGGCCUUCCAGAAGCCGAGUCAGCUGGUCAGGCACAUUAGGGUGCAUACCGGCGAGAAGCCCUACAAGUGCAAUUUGUGCAAUCGAAGUUUCACGCAAAAAGGUUCCGUGAGAAUUCAUAUGUGGCAACACAAUGGCAUCAGGCCCUAUAGCUGCUCAUUCUGCCAUGCUAAAUUUAGUCAAAAAGGCAAUCUCAAUGCGCACAUCCUCAGGGUGCACAACACCCAAGAGGAUUCGCCCGUCUACCGAUGCAGCCAGUGCCCGUGCAAAUUCAAGAAGCUCGGCAGCCUCAACGGCCACAUGAAGCGAGUCCACAGUUCCGGCGGCAAGGCACGCGACGUCGACGGCGACCCGGACAAGGAGGAGGAUCUGCCCGAGACCGAGACCGAGAUGCAGCAGCCGGUCCCCGUGGUCUCCCAGCGGCCGGAAGUCAUUAAGCCCGAGGCCGAGCGAGCGAGGCCCAAGGGCGUGGCCAGUGAUUCGCGGAAAAGAUCGGACGAGGGCUUCGUUGUGACGGAUGACUGCGAGAAAACGGCGAUGGUCACGCUUUUGGACAAAAUGUCGAACGACGCGAAAGGAAAGUAUAUAAAAAUAAAACAACGAUUUGUAAAUAACUCUAGACUUUACGAAUGCUCUUUCUGUGAUAAAACUUUCAAAAAGCCAUCCGAUCUUAUGAGACAUUUAAGAAUCCACACCCAAGAGAAGCCCUACAAGUGCAAGAUAUGCAGCCGAUCAUUUACUUUGAAAUCAACUAUGCUAUCGCACGAAAAGACUCAUAAGAAUUCAAAAAAAUUUUCCUGCAAUUUGUGCACAAAGGUUUUCGCAACUGAAAAAGAGCUUCUACUUCAUGAAAAGUUUCACAGUAAAAGCCACAAGUGCGGAUUGUGCGGAAAGAAGUUCACCAGCUUCGAUCAGCUGAAGACGCACUCGGCCGUUCACCAAAAGGGCAAGAGCGAGCAAGAAGGCGAAGGACUAUUAACAAAUCGGCGCAAGAGUCAGUACACUCCGGAAGUGCAGAGUCUCGCGCCCAAGGUCGUUCUUAAGGAGCCCCUAGUGCUUACCGAGGCGAGCAAUGGCCUUCUCCAUGCCCAACCCAAAUUUCGCAAUGAGAUCGCCCACGGCAAGGGCAGGCCUCACAAGUGUCCUUCCUGUCCUGCGGCCUUUAUAAAGCUGAGCCACCUUAAGCAGCACCACCGCAAGCACACUGGCGAGAGGCCCUUCGUCUGUGCCUUGUGCGACAGGUAA
Ceratosolen solmsi marchali is the source of this 2187-nucleotide messenger RNA. Its product is annotated as zinc finger protein 236-like. The coding region runs from base 1 to 2187 and encodes 728 amino acids. The transcript is spliced from 11 exons. Lineage: Eukaryota; Metazoa; Arthropoda; Insecta; Hymenoptera; Agaonidae. The record is from RefSeq and is a predicted model, not a curated record.